Nasonia vitripennis (jewel wasp) is the source of this 4109-nucleotide messenger RNA. RefSeq names its product UV excision repair protein RAD23 homolog B (gene Rad23). The coding region runs from base 820 to 1953 and encodes 377 amino acids. Gene Ontology annotation, biological process: proteasome-mediated ubiquitin-dependent protein catabolic process; nucleotide-excision repair. Gene Ontology annotation, cellular component: cytosol; nucleoplasm. Gene Ontology annotation, molecular function: proteasome binding; ubiquitin binding; damaged DNA binding. The transcript is spliced from 6 exons. NCBI's taxonomy places the organism in Eukaryota, Metazoa, Arthropoda, Insecta, Hymenoptera, Pteromalidae. The record is from RefSeq and is a predicted model, not a curated record.
AUAUGGAUUAUACUUUUGUAUCAAAAUAUAGCAGAGUAGCAUACAAAUUGUACAAUAGCAAUCAUGGGGGUAGAUACAUAGUAAACUAUAGUCUAUUAUAGAAACUGGGCAUGUUACGACCAUUCCUGACAGUCAAGAGUCAAGUGCAACGCAAAUUGACGCGAGAAAAACUGGAGAAUCGCCAAUUGAACGUGACUUGUCUCCUCGCAUCGGUCAUUGGACAUAUUGCGGCGGCUAUAACUGUAAGCGUGCAUGAGUUGCAGUUGUAGACUUUAGGCUAAGACCGAAGGCUAAGACUAUAUACUGCCGACUCAUUGAGUGAUAGUAGCUAUAGCUUUGUUUUUUCGACGGCUUUCUUCUCGUUACUGAAGAGUUUUCGCAAGCGAAAAAAGCGAAGGUGAGAAGAAAGCAUAAGAGAGAAAAAAGGAAAACAGGACACGCAAUAUACCAGGAGCUGUUUCAGUUUCGAAGAUCAGUACAUAGCAUAGUUCAAAGCGACUAAACAGUUCACCGGUUGCCUACCAACUAUAACUACGCUAUACUAUACAUAAUAGCUAUAACACAGCUUUUAGUACUUGGCUGUAAUUAUCAAAAAAGAACGAGAAUUUCGUGCGAGUCGCGACUCCCUAUAUAGCGGAGCACGAGAACUAUAGCGGGAGAGCGAGCGAGCGAGAGAGAGAGAGAGAGAGAGAGAGAGAGAGAGAGAAAGCUGCAAGCGCGGCCGCCGAUCCGACUACCAGAAGUACAGACACGCACGGUUUUUCACUUUUUACACGCCCUACGCGCACACCUAAUUAUACCUGAGCACUUGGAGUCAACAUGAUUAUAACGAUAAAAAAUCUCUGGCAACAGACGUUUACCGUCGAAAUCGAUGCUACGAAAACGGUCAAAGAUCUCAAGGAUAAAAUCGAGGCACAAAAAGGAUUUCCAUCUCAACACCAGAAAUUAAUUUACGCCGGAAAGAUACUUACCGAUGAACAGCCUCUAACCGAAUACAAUAUCGAUGAGAAGAAAUUUGUAGUUGUUAUGGUCUCCAAGCCCAAAAAUGAAGCAAGCACAAGUGAUGAAACACAGUCUGGGACAGAUAAUACCAAGAGUAAAGAACAAACUGCUCCAACAUCAACACCAGCACCAGCACCAGUUCAAACGUCAGUGCCAGCGCAAGUAACUGAAGCAGCCAGCGUUCAAGCACCUAGUUCUGUACCAGUACCCACGACUGCACCUACGCGCACACCUGAAACUGCUACACAGCAACCAACGCCAACUUCUGUGGCAACUUCCAAUCCUCCAGAAAGUGCUUUAUUAAUGGGUGAAGAAUAUAACGCAAUGGUUAAUAAUAUUAUGGAUAUGGGAUAUGAACGAGAUCAAGUGGAACAAGCAUUAAGAGCUAGUUUUAAUAAUCCAGAUAGGGCAGUAGAAUAUUUAUUGACUGGUAUACCUGCUCAGCUCUUUGAAGAUCCUCCUGAAGAAGCAGCUGAAUCGCAGGAUGCACUUCCAGCUGAUGCAGGUCAAGAUCCUUUAGCAUUUUUACGUACACAACCUCAGUUUCAGCAAAUGAGACAAGUUAUUCAACAAAAUCCUCAACUACUUAAUCCUGUACUUCAACAAAUCGGACAAACAAAUCCUGCGCUUUUGCAACUUAUAUCACAAAACCAAGAAGCUUUUGUACGAAUGCUCAAUGAACCAGUUGGAGCUGCCAGCGGAGGCUCUACUCCAGCAUCUGCCAUAUCAGCAACUCCACCAGUGGCACCAGGAGGACUUGGUGCAGGUGCAGGAGCAGGUGUACCUGGAGGUCCUGGAGUCAUUCAAAUUUCACCACAAGAUAAAGAAGCUAUUGAGAGAUUAAAGUCACUUGGUUUUCCUGAAGAUCUUGUUGUUCAAGCAUACUUUGCGUGUGAAAAAAAUGAAAAUCUUGCCGCUAAUUUUCUACUUUCGCAAAAUCUUGACGAUUGAGUAUACUAGAGCAAAUGGACAACGUACAUCAUUAUAUGGACAAACGAAAUUUCGUUAAGCCCAAUCCAAAAGUGUUUUAUUUCUUGCUAUGUCAUAUGAUAAUUGGCAAGUAACAAUUACAUUAUCAAAAGAGAGAAAAGAAUAAAUGUUAUAUUUAAAGCGUAGAUCUUCAGUUUAAUGAGGAACAAUUUCAGCAGACUUGCUUUGCUUUAUACUAAAAAAUGUUAUAUAAGCCACACAUAACUGCAACAAUAAUUAGUAAUCAUAAUGAGAAUACAAGAUUGUAUAAGUACAUUUUGUGAGUGAUGCAUCACAUAUGUAUCGAAUUUAUUAUAAUACUGUACAAUUAUUUUUCUGUUGAAAGAAACAUUACUGUAGUGAAAUUGUAUAUAUGUACAUAUAUGUACGUCUUGUGUUCUCAAAGAGGUAUUAAAAAAAAUUUGUUUCUUUCUUCUUCUUUAAAAAAUACAUUUUUAAAAGGUGUACUGAAAUACAUCCUAAAAUAAGUACAUGUAUAUGUUGUAGUAUAAUUAUAACUAUACACAUAUGUACUUACAUAAGGCUAUGCAAUUAUGUAUGUAAAUGCUAUUUGUUCUUAUUAAUAUUUCCUGUAACAUAUCCUAUAACAUCUUUAUAAUGUUCAGUAUAAGGUGUAUUUCUUUAGCCUAUUUUUUUACAUCCUGAUAAUUUAAAUUAAUUUUGAAAUUUGCUCAUGCUGCGUCGUUAAAGAAAAUAUUUAUAGAAAAAGCAGUUAACAAUUUUAUAUAGACUGAUCUGUCCUCAAGCAAAUCAAGUAGGAGAUUGUGCGAAUGACAAUAGUUUUUCGCCGAUAUUAAAAAUGUCCAGCCUUAUAUAUACGAUUCCUACGAGUUACAUUAUUGGUCACACAUAAUAUUAUACUUUUUUAUCAAAGACCAAUAUAAAAUUCAACUUUCGCGUUUUGAUGUAACAUUCAUUAAUAAACGUAUUUAAAGAACAUACAUUAAUAAAAUCUAGAAUUAAUUUCGAAAAAUGUGGAAUUUUUUAUAUAAAAUUUGAUGCCUCCAAAAUGAGAAAUAAAAAUGUACAUUGUUGAAGUUCAUGCGCUAUAAGUAAUUCAGUGAUUUCUCUAACUUGACAUGUACAUUUUACUUUUUAAUAUUGCUGCUUUUAAUUAAUAAAAAUGUUUUGACCAAGACUUGCAAAAAAAGUAUUUUAUUGAAAUAAAAUAUUUUAAUAUAAAUAGAACCUUAUUCCAAACUCAUUUAUAAGGCCUUAAAAAAGUAAGUAUAAUAAUUAGGUAAUUCUUAAGCAUAUACACAAAUUAACGUUCUUGAAUUAUCAGCUGAUAAAACAUUUAUUCAACUGAAAUCAAGAUUUUUGAGCAUUAUAAAAAUUUAAAAUACAAAGAAUAAACUUCUCAAAUAUUGUGCAUAAAUACUUAUGCAAUGAUUUUAUGGCUUGUAGUGAUAAAAUUACAUUUGGUAAAUUUUAAAAAUGCAUGUAUUUUAUUAGGUACUCUUAUAUAUUAUAUUGUUUACAAUACAAAUACAUUACAAUUUUCCCUUAUGUAUUUUUAAAUUUAAUUGGUAAAAUUAAUUUUACCAUAUUUAAUACCACAUUACGUGUAUUAAAAUUAAUAUUGAACGCAAUAGACAAACUAAUAACGAGUCCAAGUUCGUUAAAAUAAAGGGAUCUGUUAUCUCAGUGUAUAGAUUCAUUCAGUGUUCAAAUCGAAAACCAUUUUUUUUUUAUAAAUCUUACAAAUUUGAAUGCAGUUUAUUAUUAUCAUUUACUCAUGUUUAUACAUAUUGUAUGUACAUUUAUAUAACUUGUAUAAACGCAGUCGAUAUACGCAAGUCUCUAAUGAUUAAAUAUUAAGCUUUCAUAAAGUUUUAAAUAAAAUUCAUAAAAUUUUAAAUAAAUAUUAAAAAAAAAACAUUUCUAACACAUGCACGAACGUUCUUCUUACUUUUACCAGCAUGCGAAUCAAAAAAAAUUUCCCGCUGAUAAAAGUUGAUUUUGCUGUCGUUUUCAAAAUUUUUAAGUUUUUUUAUUUAUAUCUACGAAAGACGCGAAAAUUCAUACGUUCAUAUUUUGACCUCAUGUGUAUGGACCUUAUUGCCUUCAUCUCGUACUGCAAAUGUCACACUCAGUAAAAAAAAAAACCACUUUAU